UUUCUCAAUCUCAUUUUUAAUAUAAUUGCUUUAAUAAGAAAUUAUUUGAAGUUUACAUUAAAUUGAAAUAAAUAAAAAAUUUCGAACUGUAUUCUAAUUAAUUGAGCUAGAAAAAUUUUUUUUUUUGUCAGACUGAUUCGGUGUUGACAUAUGUCUUAAAACGAUUCUAUAAUUUAUAAAUCAAUAUAAAAAGAACUUUAAAAAAAAAAUAAUUAAAUUAUGUUAUAAAUAUUAUUUAAGAUAUUUUUCCAUUAAUUAAAAUAGUGAAAAUUGAAAAAUUAAAAAAAUUAAAAAAAAUUUAAUAGAAAAAAUUGAUUGUUGACCGCCAUGCCGGUAAUUCUGAGUUCAUAGCGAGAUUGAGUGAAACAGAUAUAUAAUACUUAGCUUUUUUCUUCAAUUGAAGUAGUUUUUUUUUUAAUAAAAUUUAUCUAAAUUAAAAAUUCAGUCAUCUUAUCAUUCCGGAGUGACUAUAAAAAUUUUUUAAUCGAAAAAAAAUACAAUUGAAUAAAAUUAACCAAAUAAAUACAAUAUUAAAAAUUUUUUAUAAAGUGAAAAGAAAAAAAAUUUAAUUUAUUAUUUAAUUAAAAGAGAAGAAAGAAAGCAUACUUUUUAUAUAGUUCAUUAUCGAUUUUGCAGUAGAAAAAAAUAUAUUAGCCUUUUUUUUCUUUAAUUUUAAUAUUAAUAGAUUUUGUAUUCAUUUUUGUUUAAAAAAUGGAUAAAAUGAUUGAUCCUGCUGAUUUACAAACAUUUAUAAAUAAAAUUGAAGGUGGAGCUUUAGCAGUGGAUCUUUUGAAAAUUGGGCAAAAACAUCAUCUAGAAAAUACUCCUGCUGGUAAAAAUCCAAAACAUAGCGCAAAUUUUAAAGUUGCAUUAGAUAUAGAAGAUUGUCUUGAUCGAUUUUAUGGUGGCUAUUAUUCCGAUUGGGCUUGCGGUGGACAAUGGAACAGAGCGUAUCAAUUCGUUCAACUUUUAGGUACAGCAUUUAAAAAUGCUCAUAUCGAAGUUAUAGCAUUUUUUGAUGGUACCUUAAAAAAGAAUAAAAAAUUGACGAUGGAAAGGAAUGACUUUCGUCAAAAAACUGCUUCUGUCUUAAAGCACAUUCGAAUGAUUGGUACCCCACCACCUAAAAUUUGGUGGUUACCACCUUCUGGUAUAAGAACAACUUUACGUAAUGCUUUACGUAGUGUUAACAUUCAAGUCGCUCAAACUGUUAACGAUCAUCAUAUGGAAAUUAUUGAAUAUUUUCAUGAACACAAAUUAGAUGCUAUACUUGGUCUUCAUUCUGAUUUUAUAAUUGCUAAUACAUCACGUUAUUUUGGAUCUCAUGACCUUCGCUUAUCUUACAAAGGCGCUUUGGAAACUAAAGAAUACGUUGUUUCAAAAUUAUUAACAUCACUUAAAUUAACAGCAGACCAUUUACCAUUUGUUGCCGUUCUUUUAGGAGGAUACGUGCUGAUUGAUGAAACAAAAUUGAAAGCUAUUUAUGAGCGUUUAAAAAUUGAUUCUAGUUUAGACUUCGAAGCUCGAAUUCGUAAAAUAGCGGAAAUUGUUCGAAAUUCACCAACUACUGACAUUGAUGAGUUUAUAAAACAUUUGGAAUUACCUGAAUUCGAAACUGAAAUUAAGGAAUCUGUUGAGUAUUAUCAGCGUCGUGGAAAAUUUUCUGCAAAGAAACAAUCUCAACAAAAAAAUAAACGUACUGGUGCUGGAAAUGAUGCUGCUAAAAAUGUUUCAAAUAAUGAAUCCACGCCUUUUGCGUCUGAAACAAAUGAUAAUGACGAAAUUGCUAAGAAAAUGUUGAGUGAAGUAAGUAGUUUAGUAGAUGAUGAGGGCACUAUUCCACCAGAAACUACCUCAGAAAGUACAGAAAAAGCAAAAACUAAUGAAAAAGAACAAGCUAAACCUGUGCAAAUUAUUCAAUCAUUGAAUUAUACUUUACCUGGUGAAGUAUUAAAAACAUCUUUGAAUAGGCAUCAGCGUGGUAUAAUGGAUCCUCGAAUUUAUCAAUUACUGACUAAAAAGGAAAUAAUUUUACCGCAAAUACUAGAAGAUGAACAAUACAGAGAAAUUCCAUCCGUACAUCUGUUUUACCGUCCAGCACGGCAAAUGAUAUAUGCAAUUCUUUUCAAUUUAUAUCAUCAAAAAUAUUUAUGUUCAAAACGGAACAGCAACAAUGAUAAAAAGGAAAAGAGAGACAAAAAGGAUUCACCAACAAUUGUUCACAAGCCACCAGAAAUUCAGAUUGCCGAAUGGAUAUGGACUCCCCAGAAUGAAUACAAAAAAGCUGAAAUGGUUAACGCAACCCAGUUACCAUGGGCAGUGCCAACAAUUCAAAGAUUAUGGUUUGGAAUGGCUUUCGAAGAUAAACAACGUCGUAUAAAAGCAUUCCUAACAAUCAUGCGAUCUGAUUCCCCACUGAUGCUAAAUAGAGGCUACGUGCCCCAACAUAUGCUUGUCAUGGCCUGUGUUUUAAGAUAUAUUAUUACUAGCCCAGAUCGUAAUAUUUUAACUCGUCAGGAACUCGAUGCAUUUUUGGCGGCAGCAUUUUCUCCACAAUUACCAAUGGUUGAAUAUACACAAGAGUUAGUGUUACCGGGUGUUCACCUUAGAGGAGUUUAUUUGGCAACACUUUUCAUGCAAGGUGUUGAGACAGCUUCCCUCGCAAAUGAUGCUUGUGGCGUGCCAUUGCCGUGGACAAUGACAAAUCCGUGGUUAUUCUUUGACGGAAAACUAUUUCAUUUAAAACUUAAAAUGUCCACAUAUGUUUCAACGUUGAGAGAACUUUGCGAUGAUCAUAUCGAAAUUGUUUUAAAAAUAGAAAGAUUCCGUAAAGCAAUUUUAGAAGACGUCGAACAUUUUUUGCUUCCCGCAGCACAUUUAGAUCCGAUGUACCGACCAGGAUUUUUACCUCAGCCUACUUUACCAUUACCCGCCUUUGGAAAAGGUGCUGGUUCAGCUUCCGCUGCAGCUAAUGCCCUUCAUCCGUUAACAGCCGCUGCAAACGCCAACGGGGCUGGAAACGCCAAUGGAGUUUGGGGAUUUUAUAAUCCUCAAACUUAUUUUUCUCUCUCUCAAGCUUUACUUGGACGGGAAUCCCUUGCAGGAGUUAAUGCGAAUGCAUUAAAUUCUGGACGCAAUAAUCGAAGUGGGCAACGCAAUGCAAAUAAUAGAAAAGGUUAUCAAUUGAAAGUUGGUGGCGUAGUUACAGGUUCUUGGGCAGCUAGUGGUCAAGCUGGUAGAGCAGCAGCGGCAUCAUUAUUGCCACCUGGAGAUCGAUUUGCUGGACUUGAUCUAACACCAGGACAAUUAGCUCGUUUGGCAGCUGCACGUGGGCGUAAUAUGUCACGAGCAUUUGGUAACAAAAUGAAUCAAACAGGUAAACGUAAUCGCAAGCGAAAGGACAAUAAAAAGAAACAAUCCAAUAGCGUUGAUAAAAAGACCGAUAAAAAAGAAAAUAAAACAGAAAAUGAAAGUGAAGCACCAGAAUCUCCGACAACCUCCAAUGAAGCUACAACACCUAAUUCUUCAAAUGAUGACAAAAAGUCUGAUAAUUCUACGACUGAUAAUAAAAAUGAAAUUAAGACUGAAAUUGAUAAGGUCUCAGAGGGAGUAAAAGAUUUAUCUUUGGGUAAUAAUUGUGCAGUGGAAAUACGGAAUGGUACCAUUGUAUUAGCAUCUGAUUUAGCAAAUUCAAUGUGUGAUGAGAUUCUCAAAGAUGAUGAUAAUGAUUCAAAUGAAAUAAAAACAAAAUCAGCCAUAACACCUACAAAAAUUCUAACAAAAACCGAAAGUAUUAAAACAUCAAUAUCUGAAAGUACUGGUGGAUCAGGUGAUGCCACUAGUAAUUCAGCUAAUGAUAAUGACGAUACCAUUAACAAUGGUAAUUCAAAUAGAAGAUUAACCAGAAGUCAAACAAGUUCUAAAAAAUCAUCUAAAACUAAGAAAAAUGGUACUGGAACUAAUUCAACUAAUGAUGACGUCGGAGGUGGUGAUGUACCCGUUAAAGUUUAAAUUGACUCGUUAUUGAAUAAUUAAAUAAAAAAAAGAAGUAUUCAAAAAAUAUUAUAAUUUUAGGUAACAUUAAAAUGCAUAGCAAUUAAAGUACAUAUUAUUUAGUAAUUAAAGUACAUAAUUUGUUCAAAUUUUGACAAAUUUUUUUUUUAUUUUGGUUUUAUUUUGAAUUUUUGAAUGGUUUUUUAAUUUAGUAUUUUAAUAUACAUUUACAUAGAAUUUUUUUUUAUUUUAAACUUUUUCUAUCUCAAAUCCGAAAUUGUAUCAUUUAAAAGACAAGUUUAUUUUUGUCACCAAUAUUUCAGUUGUUUUUAUUUCAAUUUCUUUAAAUAGAUCUGCAUUCAUAAUGUUACUUU
Molecule: messenger RNA, 4367 nt
Organism: Condylostylus longicornis
Lineage: Eukaryota; Metazoa; Arthropoda; Insecta; Diptera; Dolichopodidae
Product: constitutive coactivator of PPAR-gamma-like protein 1
Exons: 9
Coding region: 712-4011 (1099 amino acids)
Cellular component (GO): nucleus
Source: RefSeq, a predicted model, not a curated record